This is a messenger RNA of Saccoglossus kowalevskii, 711 nucleotides long. Its product is annotated as repetitive proline-rich cell wall protein 2-like. The record is from RefSeq and is a predicted model, not a curated record. Lineage: Eukaryota; Metazoa; Hemichordata; Enteropneusta; Harrimaniidae.
UCGCAAAACCCACCUGUUAUCGCACUGCAGUCGCAAAACCCACCUGUUAUCACACUGCAGUCACAAAACCCACCUGUUAUCACACUGCAGUCACAAAACCCACCUGUUAUCACACUGCAGUCGCAAAACCCACCUGUUAUCACACUGCAGUCGCAAAACCCACCUGUUGUCACACUGCAGUCGCAAAACCCACCUGUUGUCGCACUGCAGUCGCAAAACCCACCUGUUGUCACACUGCAGUCGCAAAACCCACCUGUUGUCACACUGCAGUCGCAAAACCCACCUGUUGUCACACUGCAGUCGCAAAACCCACCUGUUGUCACACUGCAGUCGCAAAACCCACCUGUUGUCACACUGCAGUCGCAAAACCCACCUGUUGUCACACUGCAGUCGCAAAACCCACCUGUUAUCACACUGCAGUCACAAAACCCACCUGUUAUCACACUGCAGUCACAAAACCCACCUGUUAUCACACAGCAGUCACGCAACCCACCUGUUAUCAAACUGCAGUCAUGCAAACCACUCGUUUUCACAUUGCAGUCACACAACCCACCUGUUAUCACACUGCAGUCACACAAUCCACCUGUUAUCACACUGCAGUCACACAACCCACCUGAUAUCACACUGCAGUCACACAACCCACCUGAUAUCAAACUGCAGUCAUGCAAAUCACUCGUUUUCACAUUGCAGUCACACAACCCACAGUCAUAG